Molecule: messenger RNA, 2283 nt
Organism: Ostertagia ostertagi
Lineage: Eukaryota; Metazoa; Nematoda; Chromadorea; Rhabditida; Trichostrongylidae
Source: the annotation of a GenBank genome assembly
AUGCCAAGACCGUUGAGAAGGAGUCGAUCUCUGAGAGCGAUGGCUGCACCAGUCGUGGAUCUAGCCCGUCAGCUCGCUGACUUGGAUGCUGAACAAGUUCAGAACUUGGACAGGGAGGCCAGCGAAGAGGCUAUGGUGGUUGAAAUGGGGGGAUCUCCUGGGGCUGAUCGCCCGGAAGAAGUUGAAGAGCCUGCGGACGAGGUUCACGAAGAAAAUGUGAUUGCUGUCCAGGAUGACUCAAGGAUUUCUGUUUCGCUUCCGACGUUCCAGCAGAAGGUUAUUUAUGCUGCCGCUUUUAAACUUCAUUUUGGGGUAAGCGAAGAAAUGACCAGUUUUUUGGACGAUUUUUUGGCAUUCUUUGGUGUUCCACUUCCUGAGCCGAUGAACAUUUCAAUGAAGAAAAUGAUGCAUGAUGCCCGCCAGCGCUUCGGUCACACCAAGUUCUUCUACUGCAACCCUUGCGACUCACGUCUAGGUGGAUCUAAGGCAGUCUGUGUAAAUCCUGAAUGUGCAAUCCAAGGCUUUCAUCCGAAGCGGUGCAAAGCCAUGAAGAGAACGGCUAUCCACUUUUUGCAAGUCGAACCUCAACUGUCGCUGAUACUUGACAAGGUUCUCCCCACUCUUAUUCGAAUUCACAGAGAAAUACAUUGCGGGGUAGGCGUGUUCCCGGAAAUCGGUUCUGAGCGCAGCGAAACUACCUCUUUCCCAUGGUACAAGCGGUCCAUUGAAACGCUCACGGAGUUCGAUGAGCGUAAAAUGAAGAUCAUACUAACUCUGAAUUUUGACGGCGUCAAGUUGAAGAAGCUUUCACGGUCCGAGGCAUGGCCUAUCUACAUGCGUCUCGAGGGGCUCCCGUUCAAGGAGAAGAACAAGAUCGAAAACGUACUUUUGGCUGGAAUCACGUUCACAAGGAAAGCUCCCACGGAAAAGCUUCUAACCGAAAUGUUUGGGCGUCUUCGUGAAGAACUCGAAAUGCUGAGCGAGAACGGUAUUCCCGUAUCACACAACGGUACUACUUGGUUCUGCACCCCGAUACUGGCUCAUGGUACCAAUGACUUCGCCGCCUUGAAGACUUUGUACGACUUACCCCGCUGGCAGUCUUUGUACGGAUGCCAUCUCUGUACUUUCCCGGGCGAAAGAGUUGGCCACCGAGUAAUUUGGUUUCCCAGAUUCCCUUUUGCUGGAGACCGUCGCACAUACGCUUCACUAACUCAAGAUGCGAUAACGCGCUCUCAAGGCGUAAGAGCCAUGUUUUCUUCGCAAAGCCGCGUGCCCGCGAUGAAAGUGCGUCCGGAGUGCCUGCAGGAGUUCUAUCGCAUCAUAGCCACUACUCGUAAUUAUACGUACGCGGAUAAGUUCGUUCUUGGACUUGAAGACUUUUCGGGUACCACCGGGUCUGAGAAAGACGCUCUUUCUUUCUUGGUUUUCCCUCUUGCGGCCGCGAUGAAUGUCUGCGCUGAUCCUGUGGGUGCUGUCGCUGUGCUUACAUAUUGGAUACUCGUGCGAGUCAUUGAAAGGAGCCCUGAGCUGACAGUAAACGACUUCCCUGGAGUCCAAGAACUAGCUAGGGCAAUGAAGAAUCUAUGGUACGCGAUCGAGCCGACUCUAUUCACCCUGAAAGUCCAUUGCUUUGUCGACCAUGCACUUUUGGAAGACAUAUACGACGUUGGAACACCUUAUCAUUGGACCGCAAGUGCCUUCGAAAGCAUGCAUCGUCGCCUUCAACUCCGAGUAGCUCAGUGCACUACGAACGUUGAGGAUGCAGUCGUUGAGAAUUUCGUGAUGCGCAAAUACCUGCUUGGAAAGCUGGAAAAGGAAACUCAACGAUACAGCAAUGUGUUCAUGGACCGUUUGUAUGCCAAAUUUGCAGCAGGCGAAACGUUUAGUUGCCGCUUGUGUAAAGGGAACAAGAUCUACUCAUCGGCGGUGUAUAAUAAACGGACGAUGGAUACGGUGCAAGAAUUUGUUUGCUUGGAAGUUAAUGGCGUCCCUCUUUUCGGAAAAGUCAUCGUGUUUGCAUUCGAUUCCUGGACAAACGAAUGCAGUGUCCUGAUAGAAGAGAUUAAGACGGACGACCCUUUUGUAGCACUCAGUGCGGCACUGGAAAGUAGCGACCACCCGGCCACAAAUCGAGCUCGCUCUGCUUUGUACGAUAUUCGUCGUUGUAAUCGUUUUUUCAAAAGAGUCAUAGGUAGAGAACUUCUUCUAUGCAAUGCUUAUGACAUUAUGUCGCCAGCUUUGCUCAUUGACGCUGGGUCAACGUCAUACGUGUCACGCCUCUAA